Molecule: messenger RNA, 1831 nt
Organism: Guillardia theta CCMP2712
Lineage: Eukaryota; Cryptophyceae; Pyrenomonadales; Geminigeraceae
Exons: 21
Biological process (GO): protein phosphorylation
Molecular function (GO): protein kinase activity; ATP binding
Source: RefSeq, a predicted model, not a curated record
CAUGGAUGGGUUCGUGCUUGACAGCGUCACGGAGGAAACUUCGACCAAGGGGAAGAACGAGGCCCUACAGGACGAGGCGGACGAGCCCCUGCGAGCUGAGAAGAGGAGCUCAGCUGCUGCUAGCGUUCCCCGCCUGUCACUGAACCACUUCCUGAGCAACCUGCUGGGGAGGACGACGGAGGAGAACAAGGGGAAGCAGCAGGAGGGUCGAACCAGUGCUGCGAGCGAGGAGAAUGUGGAGGCAAGCGCGGGGAGCCACGUGCGUCAGACGGCUCGGAGCAGGGAGAGAAACUCGUCCUGUCCCUCCCGCGAAUGCAGCGGAGAGAGCAGGAACGCGUCUGUGGACGGGGCCUCGCCCCGGGCAUCGACCGAUGGAGCACUGAGUACCAGGUCGAGGAGCGGCUCCGAGGGCCAGGCACUGAGCGCGAGGGGCAAGAGCAGUGAGGGCUUACAAGAGGAUGCGCAGUCUUCGAACGCUCGAGGGAGCAACGGGGUCGCGUCGAUCGCGUCGCUCGCUGCCAAUCCUUCCUUCUCCCGCUCCUCCCCGCGCAUGUCGCAUCGAGCCGAGAUCUCCCAGGGGGUAGGAAGCAACCAACACCGAGAUCUUGACGUGCUAUCGAAGAGGAUAGAGAGGAUGGAGGAGCUGCUGUCCAAGGCGCAGCACGAGAACGCAAGGCUAAAGAACGAGCUGCAGCAGACUGGGAACGCGAGGGCAAGAGGAGCAGACAUGGGGGAAGAUUCACUGGGAGAUGCGAAGAAGGACAGGGGGGUGCAGGAGCAGGAGCAGGAGCAACAAGAGCCUGCUGUGGGUUCAAGCACUCCUGAUCCUUCGACGGAUGGCGGCGCUGGGCUGAUGGAAGGGCAGUACGAGGGGAAGUCAGCCAAGCUAGAUCUCCUCUCGCUGUGGGAGGUAGACAUAAAGAGUAUCAAGAAGCAGCGGUGCAUAGCGAGGGGGUCGAUGGGAACCGUCUGGGAGGCGACGUGGUUUGGCUCGCCAGUGGCAGUCAAGGAGAUCGACAAGUCUGCGUCUUCUUCAGCUGAAUGGAGUGCACCUGGAGAUGCCCGAGAGGAGUUUCUUGGCUCUUUCAUGCGAGAGGUCGAGAAGUUGUGCAAGCUGAGGCAUCCCAACGUAGUCCAGUUCUUCGGGUCUUUCCAGCAGGACAGCAGCAUGUCAGUUGUUACCGAGCUGCUCCACUGGGACCUCAGCCCGCUCAAGGAACGGCUGGCGAUCUGCGCGCAGGCAGCCUGUGGGCUACUCUUCCUCCACCACCAGAGCCCAGCUAUAGUCCACCGAGACGUCAAGCCGGAAAACUUCCUUCUCUCUAGAGACAGGAAGAGAGUCAAGGUUUGUGACUUCGGUCUAGCACGAGACAAGUGGAGGACCCGUAUGAACACAACGCACACGGCUGGGACUCUUCACUACGUGGCGCCGGAGGUUCACCGGGGUCAGGACUUUGACGAGAAGUGCGACGUGUACGCCAUGGCGAUGACGACGUGGGAGAUGGUCUUGCUCGAGAGCCCCUUCCAUGGCAGACCAGAGCAGGCGAUCCCGGGCAUGGUGGGCUGGGCUGGUGAGAGGCCGAGCCUCGAGGCUGUACGAAGGGCGGUCGAGGAGGAGGCGAUGGCUGCCGGUGAAGGUGAAGGGACAGGAGAGCAGCUGGGGCAGGAGCUCGAGAAGCUGAUUGCCGCAGGUUCUACUGCUGCUGCUGCUGCUGGAGGUUUUGACCCGAAUGCUAUCAUGCACAAUGACAAUGACGAGCUACGACGAGUAGAGCAUGACAAGCAGCUCUGUCCGGUAGUUAUCGCGACCACUAGUGGCUGGAAGCAGUAA